CACUCACACACACACACUCACACACAAACUGAAGUGCUGAGAUGUGACUGUUUACCAGAGGAAUACAGCGUGUUUCUGUGGGAUUUUUUUUUACACUGUCAGCCGGAUAAUGGGAGCGGACAGGCGGGGAGUCAGUGUGGCCAUGCGGGCCACUUGGGCUGCGGUGCUUCUCUGUGUGGUUACUCCGGUGUGCGCAGUGGAAGAGACAGUGAUGGAUACAAGGACGGCGACAGCUGAGCUUGGCUGGAUAUCGUUCCCUGCCAAUGGAUGGGAGGAGGUGAGUGGCUACGAUGAGAACCUCAACACCAUCAGGACGUACCAGGUGUGCAACGUGUUUGAGCCAAGCCAGAACAACUGGCUGCUCACGACUUACAUCGAUCGGCGGGCAGCCCAGCGCAUCUAUGUGGAGAUCCGCUUCACCGUACGAGACUGUGCCUCCAUCCCCAGCGUCCUGGGCUCCUGCAAAGAGACGUUCAACCUGUACUACCUGGAGACUGAAAGGACCGUGUCAGAGGGCAUCAAAGGGGUGGAGUACUGGGCAAAUGCCCCUUUUCUUAAGGUGGACACCAUUGCUGCAGAUGAGAGUUUCUCCCAGGUUGAUUUUGGAGGGAGGCUAAUGAAGGUUAACACAGAAGUUCGGAGUUUUGGGCCGUUGUCCAAAGGCAGAGGCUUCCACUUGGCCUUCCAGGAUCUGGGCGCUUGCAUGUCUCUCCUGGCUGUGAGAGUAUUCUACAAGAAAUGCCCCAGCGUGGUGCAGAACUUUGCUUUUUUCCCAGAGACACUGACUGGAGCAGAGUCCACCUCAUUAGUCAUCGCUAGAGGAAGUUGUAUCCCCAACGCUGAGGAAGUAGACGUGCCCAUAAAGCUUUACUGUAACGGUGACGGAGAGUGGAUGGUACCCAUCGGCAGCUGCAGCUGCAGGUCGGGUUAUGAACCAGACAAUGGCAACGUGUGUCGAGCUUGCCCUCAGGGCACCUUUAAGUCGUUCCAGGGGGCAGGAUUAUGUCAGCAGUGUCCGCUCAACAGUCGCUCCACCAUCGAGGCCGCAACCCUCUGCGGUUGUCGCAACGGCUAUUACCGUGGAGACAUGGACAAACCAGAGGACGUGUGUACCAGUGUCCCUUCUGCUCCUCGCAACGUGGUCUCAGUUGUCAACCAGACGUCGGUGCAGCUGGAGUGGCACCCACCUCGUGACACCGGGCACCGUGACGACCUGUCAUAUAAUGUGUUGUGCCGCCGGUGCCACAGCAGCGAGCGUCGGGCGUGUCAGCCAUGUGAUGACAGCGUGGUGUUUGUUCCAGGCAAGCAAGGGUUGAAGGAAACAAGGGUGGAGAUCAGCAAGCUGCGGGCCCACACAUCAUACACCUUCGAAAUACAGGCAGUCAACGGAGUCUCCAACAAGAGCCCUUACCCCGCCCAGCAACUGUCAAUCAACAUUACAACCAAUCAGGCUGCUCCCUCAGUAGUUCCCAUAAUGCACCAAGUGAGCUCAACGAGCCGCAGCUUCUCGUUGUCAUGGCCACCGCCCGAGCAGCCCAACGGAAUUAUCCUCGACUACGAGAUACGAUACUUUGACAAGUCCCAGUCGUCACUGCUGAACAGUUCAGUGGUCCAGAGCGAAACACCCAAUGUUGUUCUGGAGGGUCUGAGGCCUGGGACCGGCUACGUGGUCCAGGUGAGGGCCCGCACCGUGGCUGGCUACGGAGCCUACAGCAAGGACAUGCUCUUUCAAACGCUCACCGACGAUGAGUACAAGUCAGAGCUAGGACAGCAGCUCUCCCUGAUUGCAGGCUCUUUAGUAGGAGGAGUGUGUAUCGUCUCAUUGGUAGCUAUCGCCAUCAUCUGUACCAGAAGAAGGCAGUUGAAGGAGAGCGUGUAUGGUGACAAGCUGCAGCAGUACAAUGGAGGAGGAGAAGUGACUCUGAGACCAGACAUGUUCAGUGGUCCCACCCCGACUGUGACCUUUCCCACCCUGUCUGAGGGUCACAGUUCACCAGGGGUCAAGAUCUACAUCGACCCCUUCACCUACGAGGACCCCAAUGAGGCUGUGCGGGAGUUUGCAAAGGAAAUCGACCCCUCGUGUGUCAAAAUAGAGGAAGUCAUUGGAUCAGGCGAGUUUGGGGAGGUGUACAAAGGUCGCCUGAAGCCUGUUGGGAAAAAAGAAAUUCCUGUGGCCAUCAAGACCCUGAAGGUUGGCUACUCUGAGAGGCAGAGGAGGGACUUCCUGUCCGAGGCGUCAAUCAUGGGCCAGUUUGAUCAGCCAAACAUCAUCAGACUGGAGGGCGUGGUCACCAAGAGCAGACCUACGAUGAUCAUCACAGAGUUCAUGGAAAACGGAGCGCUUGACUCGUUUCUCAGGCAAAAUGAUGGGCAGUUCCCAGUGAUCCAGCUGGUUGGUAUGCUGAGGGGCAUCGCGUCUGGGAUGAGGUACCUGGCGGAAAUGAGUUAUGUUCACCGCGACCUGGCUGCUCGGAACAUCCUGGUUAACAGUAACUUGGUGUGUAAGGUGUCUGACUUUGGAUUAUCACGAUAUCUGGAGGAGGACACCUCUGACCCCACCUACACAAGCUCACUGGGAGGUAAAAUCCCAGUGCGGUGGACAGCUCCGGAGGCGAUCGCCUACAGGAAGUUUACGUCGGCUUCAGAUGUGUGGAGUUAUGGGAUCGUCACUUGGGAGGUGAUGUCAUACGGAGAGAGGCCUUACUGGGACAUGAGCAACCAAGAUGUGAUAAAUGCCAUCGAACAGGACUUCAGGCUGCCAGCUCCCAUGGACUGUCCGGUAGUGCUGCACCAGCUGAUGCUAGACUGCUGGCAGAAAGACAGGAACGCACGGCCAAAGUUCCCCGAUAUUGUCAGCAUGUUGGACAAAAUGAUACGCAACCCUGCAUCUCUCAAGGCCGGCACCAACAAUGUCGCCCCGGGUCCUUCCCAUCAUCCCUUGUUAGACCGUGGAGCUCCGGACCUGAGCAGGGUGAGCUCCGUGGAAGACUGGCUGGCUGCGUUGAAGAUGACCCAGUAUCGAGACUCCUUCCUGGGCUCGGGCUUCACUUCUUUGCCGCUCAUCACACAAAUCACAGCCGAAGAUCUUCAGAGGAUUGGAGUGUCUUUAGCUGGACACCAGAAGAAAAUCCUGACCAGUGUUCAGUCGAUGAGGCACAACAUUGACGACCAGUCUCCUACUGAAUCUGUGUAACCUCACAGGGGAGUGACACAGUGUGAAAUAUUUGACAAGUGUACAGUCUGAAUGAGCAGGCUGUCAUCUUUACACGUCUGUUUUACCCUCAUACACUUCAGUUCGCCGCUCUAGGAGAUCCAAACCACUUUACAUGUUUUUAAUACUCGCUGUGGCCAUUUGUGUGUCUGUGUGGCCUCAGCAGUCACCGGGUCCCUCCUUCAGUCAUUGGACAGACUUCUUUCACACCAUUUAGCAAAUUGAUUGAAAGUAAAUGGCCUCUUGGAGGGAAUUCAUCGUAAGAGGAAAAACAAGGCAGACAUGAUUUGUGACUGCAAAACAAGAAAAAUAGUGUCUGGACUUUUCUAUUUGACUAUAACGGGUACAAUCACAACCCCCCACCCCCUCUCCCCUGAAAUCUGCCUGCAAGAUAACUUCCAUCAUUGAAAUCCACAAACCAGUUUUUACCAGUUUGACUAUUUGAGUCAAGGACGACAUGGCCUGGUUUUUAUGUAAGGAUAAAUCACACAAACAUGCUACUGUGGAGAGGAAACCAACCGACCAGACAUUUAUAUGAAGGAAACUGGACUAAAAGCCUGACUAAAGGUCUGUCAAACAGUGUCCCUGGGAACCCAUCACAGGCUGUUAUCUCCAGUAUGUUUUGUUGAGACUACUUGAGUGUGUUGGUGAAAAUUGCUACCAUUUGGAUCCAGACAAGAGCCAACAGUUUAAUGGGACUUUGUGAAUCCAUCUUCAUAUUGAAGAGUCUGUACAUAGUAUGAUAUGGGAUGUUUUAUUUCCUAUUUGCUCAUUUGCUUUCACUUUUGCCAACAGCAUCGAAAAAUUAAUUGUCACUGGAGUAUUUUGUGAGCUCUCUAUGAUUAUCUUCCUCUGCCUGACUCAUCACUGGAGCAGACUUUAAAGUGCUGUGGACUACAGACCCAAACAAAAUGGAAGAAAAGGUUUCAUAAUUCUAUUUUUUUUGUACUUUCCAUGCAGCCAUGAAAAGAUAUACUCUUUCAAGCAGAGAGCUGGCAAAGCCUGGCCUACUUAAAAUACUUAAUUCAGAGGUUACUCAUAAUGGAUGAUGUUUUACAAUCAGCACGUAUGCCCUCUGAGUAAAGGCAAUUACCGAGUAGAAAACUGAGACAAAAUCAGAUAAAGAAAUAUUAAACCAUUGCAGUGUAAUAAGUAUUUUUCUUUUCAAGCUGGGAAGCAGCUGCAGACUUGAAAGUAUAGAAGAAGAGGACAAAACAGCAUAGGAGACUGUAGAUAUGGAGUCAUUACCAGCUGCUGAGACGCACCUGUUGUGAACACACAGCAGUGGCCAGAGAAUCUCAAAAGGCAGAGAAGGUAUUCUCAUCCAACGUUCUUGUGAUUUGGCUGCAAAUCCUAAAGCUGACUGCCAGUCAGGCAUUAAUAUAACGCAUGAACAAAGCAGAAAUCCAAUGCUCAUGUACUGUCCACGCAUGAAACAAAUCUCAUUUCUGUCAAAACUGUAUGGCUGCCAUCCAGAUGGUAAUCAUCACUCUACAGCAGGCAGGCAGGCAGGCAGGCAGGCAGGCAGGCAGGGGCCUUUGUAUCAAUUCAUUUUUAUUCACUGGCUGCCGGACAUGUCAUUGUUGUCUGUUUUGACAGCCACAUUUCCUCCCUAUUGACAUCAGUGAUUAAUACUGUUGUGUCAGUUUGCAGAUGAGAUGACAUAAAGUGACCUAUCCACGUUCACAUCUGUGGACAGCAACCUUUUCAGUGUCAGGCGUUACGCAACACUGAUUUACAAGCAACAAAGACUGAUUCCUCAGACACGUCAGAGAAGAGAUCUAACAAGAAGAGAUAGUAAAAAUACCAAAUGCUGGAGGGGUCAAGAAGGAAAUUGCCGGCAUAUUUAUCAUGUUUUGGUGCGGGAAUGUGAUGUCUGACUCACUAGUCCUCACAAAAUGUGAUAUCAAGAAGGCCUGAUCUCACUCUGGGGCACACUGGUGGAUCCAUUUUAUCUCAGCGCUGAGCAGAUUACCAGCUGUGAAACAACAGCAUGCCUCGCUCUGCCUUUAGCCCAAACCUCUGGUCAUGCGUGUGCCCCCACAUCCCGAGGAUUACCAGUCUGCAGCGCUGAUUGGAUGUUGAGAUUUUAUUUGUCAUCCCCUUCGAGCCGUGCUCACAAUGACAGAAGUGACAGUGUUUAGUCGUUCGCUUUCAACACGUUUUACUGCUGACAUGUCCUACAGGACGAUGUGUUUGUGUUUGUCUCGCACCGCUGCUCUCCACUGCUGGGACGGCCCAAACUCUUUCAUUUAUGAACGUUGUGACAUUGAGAGGUCCGCGACCAUUUCUAAACCUCCAAACAUUCCCACUUUUUUGGCAAAAGUCUGCUCCGCCGGCACGAACCGGAAUUGCAUUUGUUGCCUGGCAACGAUAGCUUAUUGAACAUUUUAUCAGGAAGUAUUGAGAUCAACUGGGAGUGUGUCAGUGGUUCAGAGGCAUAAUUCGUUGUAAAUAGAUGCCUGUGGAAAAACAGUUUGAGCGCUGACUCUGGGGUUUAACAAUGAGUGAGCCGAUGAGUGCGCCUAAAAGCUCAUAUUGAACGGUAUCUAAAAAAUAUGUCAUGCAGAAGAAUCGAAAGCUGUCAGCACAGACAGGCUUCUUAAUACAUUAUGUAACAUGUAGCUAAGUGUGAUGUGUCUAUCCUUUUUUUUUCUUUCUUCCAGUUAACAAGGUUAGUUGUGAGCUUUCAGAGGCAUUUCACAUGUUUCUGUGUCAGUGUUUGUGAAAAGACAAUGAAGGCAUAAAUGAUCUACAGCACGUCUUGUAUUAAUACUGCGACAUGUCUUGGUUUGAGCACAAAUACACAGCACAGAGAGGAUAACUCAGGAACACAACAGAUGUGAGUUUUGUCCACAUUCCUGCAUAAUAUGGGAUGGUUUAUUGGUAAACCGUGCACUAUAUAGAGCGAUUAUUACAAGAUGAAGUGCUUAAGAGUUCAUGGAGAAAACUGUUUGAUGUUAGUUUUCUGAAGUGCUUAUUAAAAGUUAAAUCCACUCUAAAUCCAGCCCCUAAAAGAGACGAACACAUCACUAAAUCCUUUGAGAGUUUUCUAUUUGUGUAUGUGAACAAGACUCUUAUACAAAAAAAAACAGAGAGACACACUUUUAGGUGAUGAACAGUAGCCAGAAUUAAUACGCUUUCUGAUUAUAUCAGUGCUGAAUGUCUGGGUACCUUCUAGUUCAAGGCUAAGUUGCAUUUUUAAUCCUUUUCAUUGAAAGUAGGGAGCUUUGACAUCAGGCUUUUUUAAUGUUUCUCUUUUUUCCAAAGGCUCUUAUGUUGAAAACUGCAAACCGCCAAGCUUCUAAUAAAAGAGCAACCACAGAAAUUACAAUACUUGACUAUUCCACACACAUAAACAGUUUUUUUAUCAUCUAAAGUAAACCCAACUUUUGUUGGUUAACUAUGUUAAUGUGAUCAGUGGAAACAUCUGCCAGUCACUGUAUUAAAGAUUCAGUGUUUCCCUAAGACAUGAGCUGUGUCCCAAUUCCAUACUACGAUUCCAGUGGAUUUAAAAUGGAUGAUGGUGUGUCUGCUUUCGCCCACUGUACAAAAUGAAGCCAAAAUAUUUCCGCCAUCUUGCGCUGGUCACGUCAUUUGAAACCAGAGACCAUGCAGAAGUGAUCUCUGUGGUAUUGAGUUCCUGCAGUCCGACCAAUCACAAGCAGCUCCAUUGAUUGCAAGCACUGGAUUAGCACAUACAGCCGUCAAUCAUGACAACACAGCAACAUUUUAUAGCAUCAAAUAGCUAAUUAAAACCAAACUUAUUAGAAAAUAGAACACUUGAACACAUCAACGUGAUAAGAAGUACCUAAAAUAACAAAAUGAAACUGUCUUUGGUACUUUGAUCGAUUAGUUUGGCCUAUAUCCGAUCCGCUAACAUGGGAUGGGUGGGGUUUAUGACCUGUACGGCUUGUACUGCAGCCAGCCACCAGGGGGAGAUCAAACAGUUUUGGCUUCACUUUUGGGGAGCUGUCAUGUCGUCCAUCUUUAUUUUACAGUCUGUGGUUUUUCCCAUCCUUUAUUCAUAUUUCAAAUUUUUCUUUAAACAAUAUUCGAAAUGUUUCUAAUGCAUGAAGUGACUUAGUGUAAACGGCCCCUCUUGUCUGUGGGAAAAAUGAAUGGGACUUUUACUUGCAUCACCAGGGGCUGCUGCCACUCUAUAUAGUAUGAUUUGGGACACAGCUACUAUUUUAAAGUGGAUUCCCCCUCUAAAGAAAAGACCCAGCCACAAAUAUCCCUUAAGGUUUCUCUUUUUGUUGGAUAUUUUACUUACUUUUGUAAUGUGUUUCAUGAUACUUUAGUGUUGCGAAAACAUGCUGCUCUGAGAAAAGGUUGGCAUAUAUCUGUGACCACAGUCUCUUCUUUGUAAAAACCCAACAUUUUGCAGCUGCAGUGCAUUCCGGUCUGCCGGGACUAUUGUCAAUAGGGACGGCUGUGAUGAAUUUGUCAGUGUUGAAUGGCGGUUCAAAUGACUGUGGCAGACAAAAGCCCUCACUGUCUUGACUCUGAGGGACUGACACCAAAACCUGACAUUUACUGCAGAUGCUUCAGAUAGAGAACUCCGUUCAGUCUUCACUGUAACUGUGCUGGAUAUAUAUCAACAUGAUAGCAUGUUGUGUUCGGCCAACUAACCACUGAGACAGGAAAAAAUUCACUAAAAUGCAAGAAAAAGGCCCAGAAUUGCAAGGUGUGUCACAAGAAAGACCUCCGAGUGCUUUAGGGUGGGUUUAUCUUUUAAUUGCAGUUAUUUUUUCUCGAGGCUGGAUCGACUCGGCUGCUUCUCUCCUCUCCUGUUGCUUUGGUGUAAUGGUUACUGUAGGUGAGGCUGAAGAUGAGAGGGAAAAAGUGAAAGGGAAUAGGUAAUAGAAGGGGCAAGAGGAGAAGGGAAGUAUAACAGAUGAAGCGAGAGAAAUGAGGGGGGGGGCGUGAGAGGCAAAGCUCGACACUCGCGUUUGAAUAAAAAUGAGGCUGGGUGUGGAGAGAUUACUUUUUCUCUUUUUCUCUCCCUCUCUCUCCCUGCUCUACUCGGCUGUCCUCUUUCUUCUCCUAAUGCCCACAACCUCCCUGUACAACUCACUCUGCUUCCAGUCUGCAUCUCCACUGACUAACAGUUUAAAGGCAAGUGAGUUCAGCUCUCAAUUUAUUCUUAGAUGCACUAUUUUCACAAACAUUUUAACUUGUAUCUCUUGAUGAUGUUUUGGCAAUGAUCACUUUCACGCAAAAAACCCUGAAAUGUGUUGUUGUGGGUUUUCAGGGGAGUAUUUAUCCCAAACUGUCAAAGUAAAAGGUCGUCUCUACCCAGAAAUGAAGGGUUUGUUUUCUCAUUUUAGCCUUUGGUCCAUGUGUCCAGUCAUUCACAGUAUUUUAUCAAACUAACCUGAACUAAAACAGUCUGGCUGUAACACUUCUGGACAUGCAGAAAAGUUAGUUUUUCUCUUUUCUCAAUUAUUUAUUUGUUUAAUUUAUUUCCUUUCCUAUUGCUUGCCAUACUUUUCAGUAUGUAUUUAAUGUGUAUUGGUUGCUCUUAAAAAAAAAAGAAAAACAGCUCAGUAAUCAGCUGUAGUCUGCCUUUCUCUGUUUACCUACGAUACUGUUAGGUGUUCCUGCUCAUAUAGUCAGAGCAUCCCACUGUUAUGUAUUAUAAUGCUGUAAUAUAAUGUGAGUAUGCGCACGCCCAUGCAUCUUUGUGUGUGUGUGUGUGUGUGUGUGUGUGUGUGCGCGUGUGUGUGUAAUAUAAUGUGUGUGUGCUGUUCGGUGUGCAGUAAAAUGUUUGUACAUUGUGCGUGUGUGAGUUUGUAGCUGUUAACUUUCUGAGUCUUACAUUUACAAUGCACUGUUUG
Messenger RNA from Epinephelus moara (kelp grouper), 9054 nucleotides. RefSeq names its product ephrin type-B receptor 1-like. Lineage: Eukaryota; Metazoa; Chordata; Actinopteri; Perciformes; Serranidae. The transcript is spliced from 20 exons. The record is from RefSeq and is a predicted model, not a curated record. Gene Ontology annotation, biological process: axon guidance; cell surface receptor protein tyrosine kinase signaling pathway; protein phosphorylation. Gene Ontology annotation, molecular function: transmembrane-ephrin receptor activity; ATP binding; protein binding. Bases 110 to 3193 code for a protein of 1027 amino acids. Gene Ontology annotation, cellular component: plasma membrane; neuron projection.